GGAAGGCCCCUUCGUUUACACGCCCUGUAUAUUCAUAAUUUUGGUUUUACUCGAAAAGUAUAUUCAAUUUUCUUUAAAUAAUGGUGAUUAAUAUGGGGAUUUUAAUCCAUUUUAAAUAAAUACUGGUACCUACUUCCCCAAUUAUCGGUAAAUUAAAUUACCCACAUGUUGUUUUAUACAUAACACAAUACCAGUCAAAUUUUUUUCUUUUGCUUACUGGAGGGAAAAUUUUCAAAAUCUUGCUGUUAUACUUACUUUGUAAUAAAUACUUGGGUAGACCGUAUACUAAAUCAGAUGCAGUAGGGUAGGGUACUCUUUUAUUGAUAAGUGUGAUAGAGGUUUCUUCGUGAGUUUACUACAGCAACCAGCUGUUAUUGAUCAAACGAAAAUUACAAACGUUACAUAAACAUGUCAUCGAAUUCGUCUGAUCUGAAAAAUCUCUACAAGGAUCUCCAAUCGUCCAUUAACGACGACAAAUUGUAUUGGAUCCGAAACGACGCCAAGAUAAAGGCUGUUGUUACUUCUAAAAAUUACGACGAAUUCAGAGAUUAUGUCGCAGCAGCACACUUGAGUUCGUUGACUAGAAAGGAGCUUAUGGAAAAAAGGCCUGUUAAAUGGAACAAAACGAUGCUAUAAAUGUAUGAUUUAUUUU
Phyllotreta striolata is the source of this 652-nucleotide messenger RNA. The record is from the annotation of a GenBank genome assembly. NCBI's taxonomy places the organism in Eukaryota, Metazoa, Arthropoda, Insecta, Coleoptera, Chrysomelidae.